This is a messenger RNA of Esox lucius (northern pike), 4766 nucleotides long. Its product is annotated as DENN domain-containing protein 3. Gene Ontology annotation, cellular component: cytoplasmic vesicle. The coding region runs from base 400 to 4191 and encodes 1263 amino acids. Lineage: Eukaryota; Metazoa; Chordata; Actinopteri; Esociformes; Esocidae. The transcript has 25 exons. Gene Ontology annotation, biological process: regulation of Rab protein signal transduction. The record is from RefSeq and is a predicted model, not a curated record. Gene Ontology annotation, molecular function: protein binding.
UAAUUAAAGAAUGGUUCAUCUGACUCUUGACAUUAUUAACAGUAAGCUGUACUUUCUAUGUAUUAGACAAAAAAACUAAAAAUAAGUAGGGUUUUGCCUUUCUUACAAAUCUAGCGGCUGACUUCCCAUAUUGCUCAGUGCAGAUGAAUUUGUAUUUUGUCUGAAAGCAGGAAGAGGUGCGUAUGCUCCAAACCGCAGCCACACAGCGUUUACAAGGAUGAACUAUUUCACUGGUGUGUUCAGAGGUGUUUUCUCCCUCUUGACUGCUAACUCAUUCGGACGAGUGUCAGUGGUGUUGGCCAUUUCCCGUGGAUCACCGAUAGACCUAAAGUGCAGAUCAUACGUUCCAAUGUGAUUUCACCACUGUGAACCUGUACAGAAGAGGACAGCCAGGUUCUGAUGGCAGACCAUGUUCCUUCAGGGUUACUGGAAGCAUGUGUUGUUGUCGGAGCCUCUGAGGAUAAACUCAAGGAUGUUUGCCAGUCUCUAAAGCAGGUAGAUGGAACAACAGACAUGCCUGUUUUAGACCCAGAGGUCUUGCAAGUCCACGUGCCCCCAUUUGUGACCAAAGGCAAUACUGGCGAGUCUGGUGGCCACGGUACCUUCAGCAGGGUCCAGCGCAGAGAGUCCUUCAUCCAGAAGGACGAGAGGCCAGUGUCGGCUCCCAGUGACCCUGUGGAAGCCGAGAGCACAAAGGUUGUCGGCGUCCCCAAAGAAAUUGACCUCAUGGCCCUGUCUCACCUUUGCUUUCCAGGUGGGCUUCAAGUAACAGAUGAACCAAAAGAAGAGCAAUUUCACUUUCUUGUCUUAACUGAUGUGUUCGGUAACCAAACCCAUGGAGUUGUUCUUCGGUGCUAUCGGCCAUUUCAGGAAGGAUCAGUGAUUUAUCCGGAUGGACACUGGUCAUCCAAAAAGACAUCAAAGCUCUACACUGCACAUGCCAUCUGUGUCAUAUCCAAGCAUCCUUACUACAAUGCACUUAAGGACUGUCUUUCAUGUUUCUUGGUGCAGCUUAGGACAUGCAGAUUGUCUGAAGAGAUGGUGAAGGAAUUUGCUGCCAAAUUGUCUCUCGUGCCGAUUCCACCACCUGGGCAGUUACAUGUGAUGUUCAACCUGAGACCUCUGAUGGUUUUCCUUCCAGCCAGAGAGGAUAAGGACCUCCCUGCUGUGGACCUUGACCUCCAUCUCCCCUUUCUGUGCUUCACAUCUGAACAGAUCUUACAGAUCAUCACAGGGAUCCUGAUGGAACAGAAGGUUGUGUUCUUCUCAGCUGACUGGUCGCGCCUGACCCUAGUGGCAGAGUGCUUCCUGCUAUACAUCCAACCCCUCCGCUGGCAGCACCCGUAUGCACCAAUCCUCUCACACCAAAUGCUGGAUUUCACAAUGGCCCCCACCGCGUUCAUCAUGGGAUGCCACCUCAACCAGUUUCAGGAGGUUGCUGCGGAAACCGUUGACCUGAUGUUGAUUAAUAUCGAUGAUGGAACAGUGUCUUCCUCCUGCCAUGAGACUGUGGACAUACCGGACAUCCCCUUCGCUUCAGCAGAGUGUUUCAUUAAGAGGAGCCAAAAACUCCAGUUGCAGUAUGAUUUAGAGGUGUGUCGCCAAGGGGCUGGAGCAGACAUAAAUGAGAUGCGCAUGCUGAGAAGACAAUGGCAGCAGAACCUGAACCGGGAUAUACAGAAGAUUACCUUGGAGCUAAUUGUCAACACUUUUAGGGAUGUUAGUAGUCACCUGAACUAUGAACACAGAGUGUUUAACAGUGAGGGGUUCCUGAACAACCGAGAGCUUGCCGACCAGCCGUUUUAUAAAAAGGUUUUGGAGACGCACAUCUUUCAUUCUUUCCUUAAAGACCGCCUCAAUCGGAAGAUGGAUGUGUUUACACGCAUGGUGGUCAACACCCUCUCAGGAACACAGAAGAUGAACGCGACGAACAUCUCCAGGAGGCACACCAUGCAGGAGAUGGCCAAGAAGUACAGCACUGGCCCAGACCACCAUCUGACCAAGAGUCUGGGGAUGAGAUUCUCCAACCUGGGAGAGGAACGCCACCUUAGCCUUCUCAGGAAAUCCUCUCUCAACAAAAUCCUUAACCCUAAGAGUGCAUCUACGGUCCCACCCAAGCCUGUGAAGAUGUUUCAGCUGCCUGAGUUCCCCCCUCCCACGGCCAAUGACUAUGCCCUGAACUACUAUGAAGAGGUGAUCCAGCUGCUGGGGAUGGCGAUCUUCCACGUUCCUCCUGAUGACUCAGCCCUCCUGGCCAGGCACUUCUACCUGCGUGGCUUCAUGAACACGUUGUGCUCGAAGCGUCUGGACGCUCUCAGUGAUUUUCAGAGCCUCUACAAGACAGACAUCGAGAUCUUCCCCAGCGGCCUGGUCAAGACGCUGGUGGACUCGCUGGAGAAGGACGAGCGCUCCCAGGCGGACGGGAGGCCAGAGCUCAAACGGCUGAUCUCCAAGGUGAUGAAAGACAACGAGAUUGUGCUGGUCCAAACUGACGACCCGGUGAAGAACUUCAAGCUCCCUAAAAGCCACAUGCAGCCGGAUGACUUUGUGAAGCAUAUCCAGGAAUCUGGAGUUGUAAAAGAUGUAGCAACCAUCUAUCGGUUGUUUGAGGCUCUCACCUUGGGGCAACUGAAGCAGGUAGAUCCAGAGUUGUUCGGUAUGUUCUACACAUCCUGGAAGGAGACCGGGGCAAAGGCCGAAGACAUUGACCUCCCAGCCGAGGUCAUGCAGUUCCUGGAUGCCAACGAGUGCGUUUAUAAACUGUCAUCCUGUGUCAAAACCAACCAGGGUGUGGGCAAGAUCGCCAUGACACAGAAGAGGAUCUUCCUACUCACCGACGCAAGGCCUGGGUUUGUGGAGAUCAGCAAGUUCAGAGAUAUAGAGGAGGUGAACAUUUCCUUCGCUCCGUUACUCUUGCUGAGGAUCCCGUCGCUAAAGAUCAAGAGUAGCUUGAAGAAGGAGGUGUUUGAGGCCAGCCUUAAAUCUGAGUGUGACCUGUGGAACCUUCUGAUUAAAGAGAUGUGGGCUGGGAGAAAGAUGGCAGACGAACACAAGGAUCCCCAGUACAUGCAGCAGGCUUUGACCAAUGUCCUGCUCAUGGAUGCUGUGGUCGGGUGCCUGCGGACACAGAAGGCCAUAGCUGCUGCCUCUAAACUGGCAUACUUUGACAGUGUGAAGGAUGAAGUGUCCAUGAUGGUACCAAAGACAACGUCUGAGAUGUUGAAACACAAGAUAAACCCCUCACUAGACCUCCCAACUCCACAGACAGUACAUGUCUUGCUCUACACACCAGGCCAGUUAUAUUACUCUGAGGCAGACGCUACCAGGAACCCAAAGCUGUGGUGUGCCCUCAGUGGUGGGAGGGUGGUGGUGUUUGACGCUACCAGCUGGUCCAUGUCACAGAACUCCAUUCAAGUCGGAUACUGUCAGCUGAAUUGCAUGCUGCGAUUGGACAAGGAUCAAGUAUGGAUUGCCUCCCAGGAUUCCAUCAUUUACAUAAUUGACACUCGCAGCAUGUCCUGCAAUAAGCAGCUGACAGAGCACCGACAUGAGGUCCUGGACUUUGCCCUGGAUGAGAGUGACAAGAUGAGCAUCCAAAUGUACUCCUGCAGCUCCGAUGGCACAGUCAUUCUUUGGGAUGUCUCAACGCUUAAAGUGAAAAAGCAGUUUAACCUUACCUGUGGGAGGCUCGUGUCCAUCCAGCUUUUCAAUGGAUCACUGUGGUGCUGUGCCAGGGACUCUGUCAUUGAACUGCGGAAGAACGGAACCCCACAUCGUAAGAUGACAGUUCCUGAGAAUCUGCGCAACGUGCCCACUGAGUUCAGCAGCCUCCUGCUCUUUCUAGAGAGGGACCAAUUGUGGACGAGCUGUUCUGAUUCUGAUGAGCUCUGUCUUUGGCACUCUGAAGACCUGACCAAGCCGGUCCUGAGGAUACAGCUUCAGAACUGCCCAGGGGUAAACUGCAUGAUCAAGGUUAAGAACCAGAUCUGGGUUGGCUGCAGAGGGCAGAGGCUGGGUCAUGGCAGAGUGAGGGGGAAGAUCUACGUAGUCAACACAGAGGAACAUAGUGUGGAGAAGGAGCUGAUGGCCCACACAGACAGCGUCCAGGCACUGUGCUCCGCAGAGGGACGCUAUGUACUCAGUGGCUCUGACUGCCAGGAUGGCAAAAUCGCCAUUUGGAAAGUUGAGUGAAGGAAGAGGACUACGACAUAAUAAAAUGAUGAAGGCUAUUUGCUGUUCUUAUUGUCGCUGAAUCCCUUUGUGAGAUAGAAUAUACACAUUAAGGAAUGUAGCUGCAUUGGUUUGGUUCCUGCUUCCGUCAGUGGAGGGGGGAUAGUGAUUCUCAGGGAAUUUUUUUAUGUUGCAGAACAAUUUCAAGUCUUGUCUGGCGGUCUGCCACUGUAGGAUGCUGCAAGAUGUUUAGCAGCUUUUGUAUUUCUACUGAACAAAAAUAUUAACGAAGUGUUAGUCCCAUGUUUCAUGAGGUGACAUAAAAUAUAAGGGCUUUUCCAUUAGCACAAGAAGCUUAUCACCUGUUGACAAAUUUAUGUCAUGAAAUUUGGUUACAUCCUUGUUAGUAAGCAUUUCUCCUUUGUCAAGAUAAUUCAACUACCUGACAUCUUUGAAGUAGAUGCUGCAUUUUAAUUUUUGUUUAAAGAUCUGAAGUCUGGAUAUGUUAUGUAAUCUUUCAACUGACCCCCUCCCCCACACACGUCAUGUCUUUAAUCUUAUUUUCAAUAAAAUGCUAUUGUGCUGUCUGUAUUCCU